Molecule: messenger RNA, 2162 nt
Organism: Labrus bergylta (ballan wrasse)
Lineage: Eukaryota; Metazoa; Chordata; Actinopteri; Labriformes; Labridae
Gene: gjb3
Product: gap junction protein beta 3
Biological process (GO): cell-cell signaling
Cellular component (GO): connexin complex
Molecular function (GO): gap junction channel activity
Source: RefSeq, a predicted model, not a curated record
UUUCUUCUUUAACCCCACCCACAGGCGCAUUUCUCAACACUGCGCUCCUUUACCUGCCGAGGGGAGCCGGAUCUGUACGUUAAAGGACUAAAACUACAAUAAAGAAACAAGAAACUUCUCGGAGAUAUCUAAGUCACGAGUAUUUCACCCAAGAAUGGACUGAACAUUCUGUUGGUCUGAAGACAAAAUAGCCCCAGGAAGAGAAGAAGGGAAGAAAUAAUUUGAGUGCCAGCCGACAUGGACUGGAAGACCUUCCAAGCCCUCCUCAGUGGGGUGAACAAAUACUCCACUGCGUUUGGGCGGGUAUGGCUGUCAGUGGUGUUUGUGUUCAGGGUGAUGGUGUACGUGGUGGCAGCAGAGAGAGUUUGGGGGGACGAGCAGAAAGACUUUGACUGCAAUACCAAGCAGCCCGGCUGCGCCAAUGUCUGCUAUGACCACUUCUUCCCCAUCUCCCACAUCCGCCUGUGGGCUCUUCAGCUCAUCUUUGUCACCUGCCCAUCCUUUAUGGUGGUCAUGCAUGUUGCAUACCGUGACGACCGCGAGCGGAAGUUCAAGGCCAAGCAUGGCGACACCAAGAAGCUAUACAACAACACAGGCAAGAAGCACGGCGGCUUGUGGUGGACCUAUCUGAUCAGCCUCUUCGUAAAGACAGGCAUCGAGGUUGCCUUCCUUUACAUCCUCCACCACAUCUACGACAGCUUCUACCUGCCAAGGCUGGUCAAGUGUGAGGUGUUACCCUGCCCCAACCAGGUGGACUGCUACAUCGGCCACCCAACUGAGAAAAAGGUCUUCACCUACUUUAUGGUUGGAGCUUCGGCCCUCUGCAUUGUCCUGAACAUCUGUGAGAUCAUUUACCUCAUCUCCAAACGCGUUGUAAGAUGCGCAAACAAGGUUAAGAGGCGCAGUCGCAACAUGGCUGUGCAGCAUGACAACUACAGCGAUGACCCCUUCAACAACUGCCACCUGCGUGUGUCCAUGGGGUCUGACCUGAAAGAAAAGCCUCCAUCCUUCAAGACUGCACUCAAGUCUCCACACAGACCUUCUGGACUCAGACUUGAAGAGAAGAUACGGGCCUCUGCUCCAGACCUGUCCACUUCUUCGUGAUUGAAAACAAAAGCAGGCCAAAGGGAAGGAGAUGAGCAGUGCUUGUGUGUUAACUCAAUGACAAAUCUCAGAAAACAGACUCAGAACUAUGAGCCAGAGUGUGUCAGACCCUGGAAGUUGAGUCAUCUGAACUGGAUUCAUCCUGUGGGCCCUUGUGUCUACAUCUAAGACUCUUUUUGAGCGUAUAUGGACUUUGUUUUCCAAGUCAACAUCCACAAGAAUUACAAGUCACAGAGCCAAAUUGAUUUGUCUAUGAUAUGUGGGUUUCUUUGUUGAAUACAAUAAAGGCCUGUGUGGCUUUUCAGCUUCACCCCUUCACCCGUAUUAGAACAUUCCAGUGUGGUUUCUCUGUCUUUCUUGUGAUAGGAGGUUUAACAUGGGAGGGGAAGGAAAGGAAACACUGCACACAAGAAGACAGGACACACCUGGCAGAGGUAUUCACCCACACUGCCAGUGUCUAUAGUGCAGUGUGAUGGCGCCUUGUUAUAGUCAAGUGUUACCUACACAUUUCAGAGAUAUCUUUUUCUUUUAUUUAACUGAGAUGAAAUCAUAGCUUUCUCUAAUUUGCUGUACUGAUGACUCCAAGUCAUGAGAGAUAGGUAGACCAUUCUGCUGGAGAGUGCAGACACUUCUGAGUCAUGGAGUUAUGCCCGAGUGAUACUUGAAGGUGUGCAAACUGACCAAAACGUUGUUACUGCAUUUAUUUUCCCAAUUAAGAUUUAUUACAGCAACACGCAUAUAUCACUGCCAUAUUUCUUUAGGUAAAGCCUUGGUGGGCAUUUGCUUGCUCUUAUGACACACAGCCUCAAGUUGUUCAUAGAGUGCCUGUGCUUUGGCGUGCUUGUACACAAAGUUGCCUCAUCCAAGACCAUUGUUGAUUUAAAUAACGCAAAAGGAAUGCUGCUGCUAGAAGUCGGAGCGCAGUGUAGAAAGGAGGAAAUGUUGAACAAACAGACAGCUCGUUGAACUACUACAUAUUUUUAUGAAUCUCUCAUAGCUCGAUAUGGACAUUUGGUGGAAAAAUGUUUUCUGCACUGUUAAUAAAGUAAUUUUUUUAA